Molecule: messenger RNA, 519 nt
Organism: Dacryopinax primogenitus
Lineage: Eukaryota; Fungi; Basidiomycota; Dacrymycetes; Dacrymycetales; Dacrymycetaceae
Exons: 5
Coding region: 1-519 (172 amino acids)
Source: RefSeq, a predicted model, not a curated record
AUGGGACACCUGAUUUCUCGGGUUCUGGUGAAGCAAAUUUCCGAAAAGCUGACCGAGGAGGUUCUUCGAGUUCCACUUAGCAAUGCUUGCUCACACAUACUAUUCGGGCGCUAUUGGUCUGAUAUUCAGUCUAUAUCAAAGCUCCAUAUUCCUUCGAUGGAGCUUUUGGCGGCGAUCACAGAAGGAGUGUGGCUUGCCAUGCGCAUUUUCUCAGUUUUAGGCAUGAGCGUGAUAUUUUCUUUGGUAGGAGGCUGCGUUCUCAUGUGCCUGUGUGACCUGAAGCUCGCAGCUGUUGCAUCUGUCAUCAUGAGCGCGCAUAGGCAAGCGGUGAACGAACGAGAACAGGGACUACACUCCCGUAGGUGUAUGCGUUUUCCGAUUUACUAUUUCUUCACCCGUUUCAAGUAUUGGAUGCCCACGGCUGUCCCUCACUUCGCCAAAUUCGCACCCAGCUGGCUACAGCUGCAGAAAGAAUCUGUGCCAUUGAGACAGACAGGACCUGGCGCCGAUAUAUUGUAA